Branchiostoma floridae (Florida lancelet) is the source of this 2878-nucleotide messenger RNA. Its product is annotated as medium-chain acyl-CoA ligase ACSF2, mitochondrial-like. The coding region runs from base 64 to 1902 and encodes 612 amino acids. NCBI's taxonomy places the organism in Eukaryota, Metazoa, Chordata, Leptocardii, Amphioxiformes, Branchiostomatidae. The transcript is spliced from 16 exons. The record is from RefSeq and is a predicted model, not a curated record. Gene Ontology annotation, biological process: fatty acid metabolic process. Gene Ontology annotation, molecular function: medium-chain fatty acid-CoA ligase activity.
CUUUCAGGUCAGGCAGGGGUCAUGUUGAUCUGGGGCAAGUGUCAGCUGUGACAGUGUGGGAAGAUGUCGACGCAUAUUCUGCACAAAAGCGUUAAAUUUACGGGCAUUUGGAGGCCCAGACGUCCACAAUGUUCUCUCUUGGAGCUGACAAAGCCGUGCCGCACGUUUUCAACAAGCAGAAGACAACAUGGAGUAGACCUGAAGCCAGAGGGAGUCCAUCUGACCCACAGUUACUACCACAACCUGACCACCACCCCUCUCCAGGGCAUCACCAUUGGUCAGAAACUACAGCAGACUGUCCAGAAGUUUCCUGACAGGGAGAUGCUGGUCUUCAAGAGGGGAAACAUUCGCAGAACUUACGAACAAUUCUUUGAAGAGUGUGACAGGCUUGCUGCUGGUUUUGUUGCCCUGGGUCUGAAGAAGGGAGACAGAGUGGGGAUGUGGGGACCCAACACUCUGGAGUGGGUGCUGACACAGUUUGCAACAGCCAGGGCUGGCCUGAUCUUGGUCAACAUCAAUCCAGCCUACCAAGUCCAUGAACUAGAGUAUGCUCUGAGAAAGGUUGGUUGCCGUGCCAUAGUGUCAGCCACCGCCUUCAAGACUCAGGACUACUACAAGAUGCUUCACCAGAUCUGUCCUGAGCUGGAGAGCUGCAACCCUGGGGAGCUGAAAACUAGAAAUUUGCCCAUGUUGGAAACAGUCAUCAUGCUGGGUGAGGAGAAGUUUCCAGGAACCUACUCCUUCCCGGAAGUGCUGGACAUGGGGGACCACGCCCACAUGAGGACUGUCCUGGAGAUGCAGGACAAGCUGCAGUUUGAUGAUCCAAUCAACAUCCAGUUUACAUCUGGAACAACAGGGAACCCCAAGGGAGCCACCUUAACUCACCACAACAUUUUGAACAACCAGUGGUUCAUCGGACAUCGACUGGGAUUCCAUGAGAAGCACCAUAAGAUCUGCAUGCCUGUGCCACUGUACCACUGUUUUGGCAUGGUGGGCGGUGCCCUGGCAGCGGGGGUGUUUGGGACCACCGUAGUCACUCCUGCCCCAAGCUUUGAACCAGAACCUUGUCUACAAGCCAUUCAGGAAGAAAGUUGCACAGCUAUAUAUGGGACCCCCACUAUGUUCAUCGACAUCCUUCAUCAUUCCAAUUUUGACAAUUACGAUUUGACAAGUCUUAACACUGGAAUUAUGGCCGGGUCACCCUGUCCUAUUGAGAUUAUGAAACAGGUGGUUUCCAAAAUGCACUGUCCUGAAGUGUGUAUUGCCUAUGGCACAACAGAAAACAGCCCAGUGACCUUCAUGGGAUACAUGGCAGACAGUUUGGAGAGGAAAGUGGGGACCAUAGGACAGCCGUUUCCUCAUGUGGAGGUUAAGAUAGUGGAUACGGAUGGGCGUGUGACACCUGUGAACACCCCAGGAGAGCUGUGCACACGUGGCCCUGGCACCAUGCUGGGGUACUGGGACGACCCCGAAAAGACUGCAGAGGUCAUCGGAUCAGACAGGUGGUACAUGACCGGAGACAUCGCUGUUUUGGAUGAGGAGGGUUAUGGACAGAUAGUGGGGAGAAUCAAGGACAUGAUCAUCCGCGGAGGAGAGAACAUCUACCCUCGGGAGAUCGAGGAGUUCCUCUACACACAUCCCAAGAUUGAGGAUGUACAGGUAAUUGGAGUUCCUGAUGAGAGGAUGGGGGAGGAAGUUUGUGCCUGGAUCAAAUUGAGGGAAGGAGAAAACAUGGAGGAGGAGGAGAUCAGGGCCUUCUGCAAGGGAGAGAUUUCCCAUUUCAAGAUUCCGAGGUACAUCAGAUUUGUGUCGGAAUUUCCGCUGACAGUAACUGGAAAGGUCAUGAAGUUCAAGAUGAGAGAACAGAUGACCAAGGACCUGGAUCUGCACAUGUGGGGGUGAUCCCUUGUAAUGGAUGAAAAUGACAGAAACAAAAGUGCAAGAAAUGUUACAACUUCCGGUCUACAACUUCACAACAGUUUUUACAACUUCUGGCUUGGUUACUGUGGCAGCAGUUGCUAUGGCAGCAUCACCCUUGUCUCCAACCUUUGCCAACAGUUCCCUAAGCCUGGCAACUUUGGUCUUCUCAGUCUCAUACUGAACCUUCAACACCUAAUGUUGCGGCAGAUGACAGUCAGCUUCUUAAGUAAAAUAUUGCUGAUAAAACUACAUCUUAGCAAUCUAUGUGCAAGCAUGUCUAAUCCUCAUGUGAUGGAGCCAAAUUUUCAUCAUCCCCAUGUAGUUAUACCAUUGCAUGGCACUUCAUUAUAUUGUAAGCAUGGUUUAGAUUUCACUAUUGACUGAACAGAGUUGCCUUACGAAAUAUCCAGAUAAAGCUUCAUCAAAUUCCUGUGGGUCCUGCCAGAAACAGAGGCUUCAGAGUGCUUGAAUGUUCAGGAAAUAAGAAGGAAAAUCAGGCAAUAUACUCUUAUGAAAAUAGUGAUAAGUAGAUGAAAUAGAAGAUUUCUACAGUUUUUUACAUCAUGUAUAAUGGAGUCUGUUUUAUAAUCCUAUCAUACUGAUCAUGAACACUGAAUCUCUUCUGGAAAUAUUAAGUAGAGAAAGUUGCUAGCUGUGUUUUACCGGUAGUUUUCAUGAUUAUGUAGAAGGACAAUGUACCUUUUUAUAUCAUGGCUCUUUAAAACUAACUAAUACAACUGUAUAACUGUUUGACCACUAUUCACAAAGAAUUGUGUAAUGUUAGGCACAUAAUAUAUGAUUGAGUGGCCCCUUGCUGUUAAUGGGGGGGGGUGCUAUGUACCAAAAGAUUCAUUGCUAUGAUUAAUUUCAUUGUUAUUGUGAUUUAUUUGAUUAAAUGAAUGGUGUGGUUUUAAAAAAUGAUGAAAUAUUAACUAUAAAUUUUUAUCAAAAUGUCAAA